Marmota flaviventris (yellow-bellied marmot) is the source of this 1769-nucleotide messenger RNA. RefSeq names its product thymidine phosphorylase (gene Tymp). Gene Ontology annotation, cellular component: cytosol. Gene Ontology annotation, molecular function: 1,4-alpha-oligoglucan phosphorylase activity; pyrimidine-nucleoside phosphorylase activity. The record is from RefSeq and is a predicted model, not a curated record. NCBI's taxonomy places the organism in Eukaryota, Metazoa, Chordata, Mammalia, Rodentia, Sciuridae. Gene Ontology annotation, biological process: pyrimidine nucleobase metabolic process; pyrimidine nucleoside metabolic process.
GCGGCGCCCACUCCCGAGCCUCGAGGUCCCGGAAGCCCUGCAUUCGUCAGGCAACUCGCGGACUGGCCGCAGGCUGCGAGCAAGGCUACUGGCCAGAUCCUACAAGCUGUGCCUGCGGUCCUUGGGCCGCUCUGGGUUAUUGCCGACCUGCCCCUGCUGGUGGCCAGUGGCCAGGUGUGCACGGCACCUGCAGUCUCGACCCCGUGGCCAAGGGUGACGUGGGGUGGAACCCGAGCAGACUCCGGAACAGGACGGGCGAGGGCCGCAGUACGGAAUAGGCCCAGAGCAAUGGCAGCCCCAGGAACUCCAGCCCCACCAACCCCAAUCGCACCAGGUGAUGGUUUGCUGGGAGGACGGGGGGGGACCUCCUGACUCAAUGCCAGGGGCCAAGCAGCUCCCAGUGCUGAUCCGCAGGAAGCGAGAUGGAGGCCGCUUAAGUGAGGAGGACAUCAAGGGCUUCAUCAGUGCUGUGGUGGAGGGGAGUGCACAGGGGGCACAGAUUGGGGCCAUGCUGAUGGCCAUCCGGCUGCAAGGCAUGGAUCUGGAGGAGACCUCUGCGUUGACCCAGGCAAUGGCCAGGUCUGGGGAACAGCUGCAGUGGCCAGAGGCCUGGCACCAGCAGCUUGUAGACAAACAUUCCACAGGGGGAGUGGGAGACAAGGUCAGCCUGAUCCUGGCACCUGCCCUGGCUGCGUGUGGCUGCAAGGUGCCAAUGAUCAGUGGACGUGGCCUGGGGCACACAGGGGGCACCCUGGACAAGCUGGAGUCUAUUCCUGGGUUCAAUGUCAUCCAGAGCCCACAACAGAUGCAAGUGCUGUUGGAGCAAGUGGGCUGCUGUAUUGUGGGUCAAAGCAAGGAGCUGGUUCCUGCAGAUGGAAUCCUGUAUGCUGUACGAGAUGUGACAGCCACUGUGGAUAGCCUGCCACUCAUCACAGCCUCCAUCCUCAGUAAAAAGGCGGUGGAAGGGCUCUCUGCCCUGGUGAUAGACGUUAAGUUUGGUGGCGCUGCAGUCUUCCCAGACCAGGAGAAAGCUCGGGAAUUGGCAAGAGCACUGGUUGGCGUGGGGGCGGAUCUGGGGCUUCGGGUGGCAGCAGCCCUGACAGCCAUGGAUAACCCUCUGGGUCGCAACGUGGGCCAUACCCUGGAAGUGGAGGAAGCGCUGCUCUGCCUGGAUGGCACGGGGCCACCGGACCUGCGGGACCUGGUCACUAGACUCGGGGGUGUCCUGUUAUGGCUCAGUGGACAUGCGGGUAGCUCGGCCCAGGGCACCGCCCGGAUCGCUACGGCACUGGACGACGGCUCCGCGCGGCGCCGCUUCGAGCAGAUGCUUGAAGCACAGGGCGUGGAUUCGAACCUGGCCCGAUCACUGUGCUCCGGGACCCCGGCGCAGCGUCGUCAGUUGCUGCCCCACGCCCGGGAGCAAGAGGAGUUACACGCGCCUGCGGACGGCACCGUGGAGAGCGUCCAAGCGCUGCCACUAGCGCUCGUGCUGCACGAGCUCGGGGCCGGACGCAGCCGUGCAGGGGAGCCAAUCCGCCUGGGCGUGGGCGCCGAGCUGUUGGUGGACGUGGGUCAAAGCCUAAGCCGAGGGACGCCCUGGCUCCGCGUGCAUCUGGACGGCCCUGCGCUAAGCGAUUCGCAGCGCCGAGCACUGCAGGCAGCGCUUGUGCUGUCUGAUCGCGCGCCCUUCACGGCCCCCUCGCCCUUUGCGGAGCUGAUCCUGCCGCCCACCGCCGCUCAGCCUUGAAGCCCGACGGCCUCCGAGCCAA